Molecule: messenger RNA, 1357 nt
Organism: Rhodamnia argentea
Lineage: Eukaryota; Viridiplantae; Streptophyta; Magnoliopsida; Myrtales; Myrtaceae
Product: AT-hook motif nuclear-localized protein 20
Exons: 1
Coding region: 272-1126 (284 amino acids)
Cellular component (GO): nucleus
Molecular function (GO): DNA-binding transcription factor activity; minor groove of adenine-thymine-rich DNA binding
Source: RefSeq, a predicted model, not a curated record
UUUCUCGUUCUGUUUCUCUCCGUCAUCUGCCUUCUUGUUAGGGAUCACUAAAGGUAGUAGUCUUUUCUGGGGAGGUCAUCUCUUUGUCACAUCUCCCUUCCACUUGCUGCAGCGAUUAGCUUCUUCUCCUUGCUGAGCUUUUUUGCUUAGAGGGAAGAAGUGAAUUGACCCAGAUAGAUCUGGGGGUCUGUAGGGAAUUCCAGUACUGAUCAAUCCUAUAGUUUCAACCACAUAGAGUUCGCACAGAUUUUUUUCACGAGGAAGAGGAAUCAUGGCAAAUCCAUGGUGGACAGGGCAGGUCGGUCUCCCCGGAGUCGAGACCUCGACCAGCUCCUCCCAGGGGAAAAAGCCCGAUCUGGGGAUCUCCAUGAAGGACAACAGUGGAGGAGGCGGGGCCGUGGAGGAAGACGAGAGAGAUAACAGCGACGAGCCGAAGGAAGGAGCCAUCGAGGUUGCAGCUCGGAGGCCAAGGGGCCGUCCCCCGGGCUCUAAGAACAAGCCGAAGCCGCCGAUCUUUGUGACCCGAGAUAGCCCUAACGCGCUUCGGAGCCACGUGAUGGAGAUAGCCAACGGAGCAGACAUAGCCGAGAGCGUGGCCCAGUUCGCCAGACGACGACAAAGGGGCGUCUGUGUGCUCAGCGGGAGCGGCACGGUCACCAAUGUCACGCUCCGGCAACCCACGGCCCCAGGGGCGGUCAUGGCCCUCCACGGCCGCUUCGAGAUUCUUUCCCUCACCGGGGCCUUUUUACCUGGUCCUGCCCCGCCAGGGUCAACUGGGCUGACCAUAUACCUAGCCGGAGGCCAAGGUCAAGUGGUCGGCGGAAGUGUCGUGGGCUCGCUCGUUGCUUCUGGGCCUGUCAUGGUGAUCGCGGCGACCUUUUCUAAUGCUACUUACGAGAGACUGCCCUUGGAGGAGGAUGAGGAACAGGGCAACGGGCAAGGGCAAGGGCAGAUGGGAAGUGGCUCGCCGCCGGCAAUUGGUGGCGGUGGGGGACAGCAACAAGGUGGGAUGGUGGACCCUUCAUCGAUGCCGGUAUACAAUUUACCUCCGAAUUUGCUUCCAAAUGGUGGACAAUUGAACCACGAGGCUUAUGGUUGGACUCAUGGCCGGCCACCUUAUGGCUAGAAAUGGAUAAUUUAGAGGAGUCAUGAGGAUAAGAGGAAGAGAAAAGAGACUUUCAGGUCAGCUACUUUAUCUUGUAUUGUGUUAGGGAUAUGGAGGAAAAAAAACCUUGCUCAUGUCUUUUUAAUGUUUUGUACAUUAAACCAUGAUUAUCAUCACCUUGGUACUUGUUUAUGUGCAAAUCAAGGCAAGGGUUUUCAUUUCAACUUCCUUCAAUUAUUUUAGUUUUCUUCA